Messenger RNA from Anopheles cruzii, 2864 nucleotides. It is a transcript of the gene tacc, whose product is annotated as CAP-Gly domain-containing linker protein 1. Gene Ontology annotation, cellular component: cytoplasm. The coding region runs from base 142 to 2256 and encodes 704 amino acids. Lineage: Eukaryota; Metazoa; Arthropoda; Insecta; Diptera; Culicidae. Gene Ontology annotation, biological process: cerebral cortex development; cell population proliferation; mitotic spindle organization. The transcript is spliced from 10 exons. The record is from RefSeq and is a predicted model, not a curated record.
CGAAUAAUCGCAAAAGUCAGAACCAGUAUUUUUCGUCGAGCUGCGCAAUUCGAUAGUUUUAUUUUUCGCAUCUUCCUUCCUUCUAUUGCGGCAGAUAUCAAAAUAUUCUUACGAGUGUUGCUACAAAAUUUAGGAUUGAUUAUGGAAAGUAUGGAUAUAUCUAUUGAAAACGAUCUCUCGGGAAAUGGAUCGGCCAUGAACGUUGAUGAAGAAAUAAGCGUUGCUCUAUUACCCGAUAAUAAUCACUUCAAUCGGACCGAUGGUGAAGUUUCAAACGAAGGAAAUGUUUCGAGACGAGAAGUGACUAAAGUUCCAAAUCCUAGUUAUCCCAAUAACACUGAAUGUUUUGAUGCAAAGGAAAAUCGGGUUAAUGAUAACUGUAACGAAACAUUAUUGGAAUUUCCUUCUGCUACAAAGGAACAAAACCUGGAGAAGUUCCCGUCAUCAUCGUUUGAGGCAACCCAUAACAAUACUUCCAACGUUCCCGUUUCGGAAGAAGAGCUGUUUACACCCGCUGAUAACUAUAUCUUUUCUUCGGCCGAUUUCGAUUGUUUACUGUCCAGAGGAUCUACACCGGCGACGACUGCAACAGUAACUACAACAACGCCCACUUCAUUGGAAUUUCCAAGAAAUUCCGUGUUGACCAUCUUUGACCCUCUUUUGCGGAGACAAAUCAUCUUACCGGCAGAAAAUAGUUUCACAGCUAGUGUCGAAACAUCGUCUACUUCUGUUGCGUUACCAGAAUUUGCACAACAGCAGCAAGGUCACACACCACUCGCUGAUGUAUUGCCUGCAUCACUGAAUAUAAACGUCGAAAGGAUUAUUGAUGAACAUAAUGAGCAUUGGUUUCAGGAUAUUACACCACAAGUUCCUUCAUCCUUAAUAUUACAAAAAUGUGCGAAUGAUCUGGAGAAAACUGAAUUACAGAUCGACGAAACAAAUUUCGAAAAAUCGUCUACAGUCAAUGAACCGGUGGACAUUCUUGUGAAUGUAGAUUUCAAACAUACGAAUGACACGGUUUCUGUAAGAACUAAUAGUGCACAACAUCCAUCGUUUUCUGAAACUCUAGAACAAAGAGGUAGUGAAAAGCAAGAAAACAUUCUUCAAGUCGAAUCAUUUUCCGAUUCUGACGAACAGACAGUUCUAAGCAACUCACUUGGCCUUGAGCAAAUAAACAGCGACGUAGUGCCCAUUACAAAUAUUCUGAGGCAAGGUGUCGAUCUUAGAGAAGAGCAAGAAGACAAGCUUCGACGGCCAAUAACGUACAACGCACUGAAGGAAAGUUGUCUGGAAAAAAACAAGAUCUCGCAGUCUGGCAGUUCGCAAUCUGAACUGCUUCAACCGCAUCUGCCAAGUGACACGACUAGUGUCGCUCUACCCAAUUCUCUGGAAUCGUGUGAGUCUGGAUUUGAGCGUAACAACGUUUAUGAUCGAGAGACAUUUGUUCGGGAAUCUGAUGAAAAUCAACUAAAAUACUUCGAAACAGUUUCAAGUUUCGUUGACAUUCCAAACGGAAGCAAUGAUUUGAUUUGUACGAGUCAUAUAUUCGCCGAGCCAAUACAAGAAAUAAGAAACAGUAAAACAGAUACUAUGAGCGACGAUCAAAUGGUUCAAAAUGAGAACGACGCUGGUGACAUUGGGAAAAAUGCUAAAACUGACAACCAUGUGGCAGAAAUGGAGAAAAAAAUGCACGACGUUGAACUAAGGGAAGAGAGUAUGCUCAAAAGGAUCACUGAGAAAGAUAAAACGAUUUGCAAAAUGAGCAAUGUAGUCGAAGCAUACGAGCGUACCAUUGCCGAGUUGAUUUCGGAAAAGGAAACUCUAAUUCGAACCCACGAACUGGAAUGUGAAAGUCUAAAACAGGAUAACGAUAUGAAUACACAGCAUAUGGAAUCUCUUGAAAAAACAUUCUCCAAUUUGUAUGCAAAGUAUGAGCGGAUGAAGAAAAACGCUAUUGAGUAUAAGGAACGGGAAGAGAAGCUGUUGAACAAAGUCAUGAAGUUAGAAGAAUGUUUAAGGGCGCAGGAACAACGAUACGAAAAGAUGAAAAGUCAUGCUAUGAGUCAACUAGAGAUUGCCAAUACCAAAAUAGACGAAGCAAAUCGCAAUCAUUCCCAGGAAUCGGCCAAACUAAAGGCCCUGAUAAAAAAAGAGGAACUUUACCGAAUUUCGAUCAAUGAACAAUUAAUUCAAAAGUCGAAGGAGAAUGAAGAAUUAGUUAAAAUAUGCGAUGAGCUCAUCAGCGAUACGAAUUGAGUCUAUUAGAAUAGUCUUUUGCACUUUCUAUAGACAAUUUUCUCGAUCGUUUUAGGUAUUAUAAUUGGAACCCUUCAUUAGUUUCUUAUAGAGAAAUAUUUCUCAUUUUGCGCCUCGUUCUUAAAAAAAAUUGUGCGCUUGAGAUAACGUAUCUUCUGAGUAUUCUCUAUUCAUAAUUCAUGCAUAUUGUCAUCUUUACCCUACAAAUUUACUUAUUCAGAGGUCUUUUCAGGAGAAUCUCGUAGUUCGUGUGAGCCAUAUAUCAUUUCAUACUUUCUCAUUACAACAAGACACGUUAUCCGAAACCGUAAUCUUGCAUUGAUUGGAGCACCUUAAAAAUGUUGAAUCUUUUAGCGAUACCGAUGAUAUCAUGGAAUAAAUUCGUAUGAAGGAAUGCUAUGAUGUAUAGAUUGCUGUAACCAUACAUUCUGCAAAUACAUCGUGCAAUUUAAGUUACUAAGUACCGUACGCUAGGUGACAUUAGAUACAUACUAACCAAAAUAUAACGAUGCAGGAUAUGCCUCUUUGUUUGCGACUCUUGUCAUAUCUUUUCGAUUCUUGUCAAAUUGCUAUGUCGAAAACUGUAAAAAAAAUAUAUUUCACUUUCG